Oxyura jamaicensis (ruddy duck) is the source of this 1876-nucleotide messenger RNA. RefSeq names its product prolactin releasing hormone receptor (gene PRLHR). Gene Ontology annotation, biological process: G protein-coupled receptor signaling pathway. Bases 300 to 1334 code for a protein of 344 amino acids. The transcript is spliced from 3 exons. Gene Ontology annotation, molecular function: neuropeptide binding; neuropeptide Y receptor activity. The record is from RefSeq and is a predicted model, not a curated record. Lineage: Eukaryota; Metazoa; Chordata; Aves; Anseriformes; Anatidae. Gene Ontology annotation, cellular component: plasma membrane; neuron projection.
CCACUUAGCUUGUAAAUGCGCAUCACCCUCUUUCUCACUCAUAUAUUCUCUCUCUCUCUCUCUCUCUGACACACACACACGCUCCUGGAUUUGCAGAAGCCAGACAUCUAGGGCACUUCUUGGCAUCCACAGGAAAAUCAUAUGGGAUUAAAAAAACACAGCAAUGCUUGUUUACUACCCAUGUGGCAACCUCUGGACAGCCAGUAAUCCAUUCAUUAUCCAGACUGAUUGAGUGCAAGAGUAGUGCAGUGGUAACUACUUCACUCAGCUGACUGACGGCAGACGACAAAAGGAGGGAAAUGAUGAAUUCGGACAAUUUAACCUCCCGAAGCUUCCUCUCUGCAAUUCAUAGCAAUGCCAGCAAUUUAUUCUCAGGGCUCCAGUUUGUUCAGUCCUUCAAGCCACUCAUCAUUCCCUGCUACUCCCUAGUGGUUUUUAUCGGUGUCAUUGGGAAUUAUCUUCUCAUUUAUGUCAUCUGCAAAACCAAAAAAAUGCACAAUGUGACCAACUUUCUGGUGGGCAAUCUGGCUUUCUCCGACAUGCUCAUGUGUGCAACCUGCGUGCCCCUGACACUCGCAUAUGCCUUUGAGCCCAGAGGCUGGGUGUACGGGCGUUUCAUGUGCUACUUCGUUUUCCUGAUGCAGCCUGUCACCGUGUUUGUGUCUGUCUUCACCUUGACUGUCAUCGCUGUGGAUAGGUAUUAUGCUAUGGUACACCCCUUCCGGAGGAGGCUCACCAUCCCUAUUUGUGCUUACAUCCUGGCUGCCAUUUGGCUGCUGAGCUGCACCUUGGCUGCCCCAGCCCUGGUCCACACUUACCACGCAGAAUUCCCAGAGCUGGACUUCUCCAUCUGCGAGGAGUUUUGGUUCCACAUGAAAAGAGACCGCUUGGCUUACGCCUACAGCACUCUCAUCAUCACCUACGUGCUGCCCUUGGCCGUCAUCUCCCUGUCCUACCUGAGGAUCUCAGUCAAGCUGAAAAACCGUGUGGUCCCAGGCAACGUCACCCAGGGCCAGGCUGAGUGGGACCGAGCAAGGAGGAGAAAGACUUUUCGCUUGCUUGUCUUAGUGGUGGCAGCCUUUGGAGUCUGCUGGCUGCCUCUGCACAUCUUCAACAUGAUCAAGGACAUAGAUAUCAGCUUAAUUGACAAGCAGUACUUCAAUUUCAUCCAGCUGCUGUGCCACUGGUUUGCAAUGAUGUCUGCUUGUACCAAUGCCUUCCUCUACGCCUGGCUCCAUGACAGCUUCAGGGGGGAGCUGAAGAAAAUGUUUGCCUGGAGAAAGAAGAAAAUUGGACCCACAACAAACUGCAUUAUGGCCAGCGUGGUGCUGUGAACACGAGAGCUGUUGGGAGUGCUCUUCCGUCGUGCAGUAAUGCUGAAACAUACAAAAGAGUGGGAGGAGAUGGCUUUAAUUCCUACAUCUAUAUUUCCUACAAUUUCUACAUUUCCAUUAGCUGCUGGAGAUGCUGCUUCAGCAGCUGGCAGUGCUGCCGAGAGCACCUUGGUGCCUUCCAAAGGAGCAGUGAGAUUUCCCUCCAUGCUGAUUGCAGUUGUUGGUUUCCAGACAGCUUGCUGGAAAGGCAGCCUGUGGCUCACAGCAGCAGGAGGGGUUUUAGCUCCGGGACCUGUGAGAUCCGAGCGAUGUGUGCGGUGCUGAGGACCGGUCCUGCACAGGGGGGGACCCCUUAUCAACCGCAGGGACCUGGGCACGCCACCCCAUCACACCCACCCUGAGGCAGGUGGACUCUACAGGACAGCUGUGAUGCACUGUCACGGGUCUUUAAUGUUCCUUACAUGUCCAGUUCAUGUAUCCAGCUGCAUUUGGGAGUGUGAUGCACUCUACAACAAGCCUUUUUUGGGCUUGUGGAGUCAGGG